UUGCCGGUAUCUACCUAGGUCACGAAUUCAUCAAACUCGUGCCGUUGAGAAUAGUCUACUACUGUCGACUCGAUUUUAAGCUUCGCACAAAUCCACAUCAGCUCUCAGAAUGAGCAACCGAGCUGCAUUUUUGGAAACUGCAAAGGGUGAAUUUCGCGUCUGCGAUGCUGAUCUAGCAGAGCCAGGAGAGGGCGAGGUACUUGUCAAGGUUCACGCCUGCGCCAUACAACCAGCAGAUGCAAAAUGUGCGAAGUUCUCAAUGAUCCCUGUAGAAUAUCCUGCAGUCCUCGGUAGUCCUGUUGCAGGUGUUGUGGAGGGUAUCGGACCCGGCGUGAGCAAUGUCACCAUUGGCGAUCGGAUAGUGUGCGGCACAAAGAUCUUCUCGCACAAGAAGGCUAAGUACGGUGGCCUGCAGCGCUUCACCAUCGUUGAUGAGUCUGAAGUCGUUGAAAUUGGCGACACUGAGUUCACCCAAGCUGUAACUCUGGCUUCGUACACGCCUCCAGGAGCCUUGUUCGCCACAUCAACACUGAACAUGCAUCGCCCCACUAUACCAGCCUCUUCGCUGCCGGAAGGCGAACAGGAAAAGAAGAUUCUUAUCUGGGGAGGAUCUUCCGCUAUGGGAUCUCUAUCCAUCUCCUACGCGAAAACAGCCGGAUACACCGUCAUCAGUACAAGUUCACCACACAAUUUUGAUCUUCUCCACGACUGUGGUGCAGACUAUGUCUUCGACCACAGCGACCCAGCAACCGUUGGUGCAAUCCGCGAUCUCUUUCCUAUUCAUUACUGGUUUGAUACCAUCGCACUCAAGCCCUCACUAUCCACUCUUGUCAAGAUACUCGCCCCAGUAGACGAGCCAGUUACGAAGGCAAACAUCCUUACCUUACUGCCGCUGGUUAUGACGGGUAUGAAGGCAGAAGACUUCCCCGAAGGGAUUACGACGCAAUUUCAUCGUUUCUCUACGCAUGCACCGGAGAAUGUAGAGUGGCAUGAGUAUUUCCUCGCGCGUGGCGGGUUUCUGGAAAAAGCUAUCAAGAAUGGAGUACUAAAGGGUGUUCCAGCGGAAGUCAUCGGCGGCUUGGACAACGUCGCCGAGGGUAUCGAGAAAUUGCACAGCGGAGUCAGCGGCAAGAAGAUUGUUGUCCAACCAUGGGUGUGAUAAACGGCUUAUGCCCUUCGCUGCAUUGACAACUGUACGCCCUGAAAGCAUGCUACAUGCCUAGAAAAAAUGACAAAUUGCAAAAGCCGGAAGACGGAAAGAACAUCUCAAGAAGCUGACAGGAAAACAGGAUGAGAGCAAGGGACAGAUUAGGACUGGAUCGCGGAACAAUAAGUUCCAUUAUACACACUGUAGUCUUCCCUUCAAGCCUCGGGUGUGGAGGAAUCUUGCAUACUUCCGAUUGUAAUUUCCCUGCCAUUAGGAUCAGUAUUAGGCACACUUUUGAGCUUGCUGUAGUGUUCUGAUCCGACCUCCGCUAAUCGCGUGUUUACAUCCGAUGUAGAUUUGAAAGCAUGCCUUGAAAUUGGGACGCUGAACUGAGAAAGGAGAAGGGAGGUGUUCGUG
Molecule: messenger RNA, 1564 nt
Organism: Alternaria alternata
Lineage: Eukaryota; Fungi; Ascomycota; Dothideomycetes; Pleosporales; Pleosporaceae
Product: GroES-like protein
Exons: 2
Coding region: 110-1159 (349 amino acids)
Molecular function (GO): oxidoreductase activity, acting on NAD(P)H
Source: RefSeq, a predicted model, not a curated record